GCCUUACUUUUUUAAAGCACUGGAUCUUUGAACCCGCAAGGGGCUAAUAUGGGGGGAUGGUUGAACAUGAAAGAUGCCGCUGAACGCUAACAGCUUCCGGCCGCCUGGUCUCUUCGUUGCAAAGUGUUCGGUUCUGACUGGCGCGUAUUUUGUAUCCAACGUCGGAAUUGCGUCGUUUCCAGGGAAACGCGACAAAACACCAUAGAGUUGCCGACCGGGCUUGAGCGAAUGAGGAGGAGGAAAGGUUCUUGUUUCGGGAAUGUAUUAGAAGAGCCAUGGCCACAACCGAGAGAAGACACGAUCUGCAUUUAACAAGCUCAGGCGUCGGGCUGCAUUACACCCCGGCCAGAUACUUCCCACCCUCUGACUUCAAAUCAUUUCUGAAAGAUCCAGUCCCUCUGAAACUGAGGGAAAGAGACACUCUCCAUCCCUAUGAUGAAGUUUUUAAUAACUUUGAAACCACCACUGGCUCAACUCAUAAUCUCAAGACCAUUGGAGGAGUACUUGGCCAUCCACGCCACAUAAAAGUUCCCAAUCACUGGAAUGUUCAUUACAUUACGGAUUUGUCAGAAAAGCUGAGCAGGCGAGACUGGAGGACUCCUCUGAAUAUGGCUAACCAAACGAGUGAGAUGAAGGACAAAUACACUGGGAGGCUCCCGCAAACCCUGGAGACUGCAUUUAAGGCUGGGCCUCAGCCAUUCAAUCUGGCCAACCAUCACACAAAUGGACCAUCUAAAAAUAUCAUCGCCAGUACAGAGAAUCCAGCCCUGACCAGUAAGGAGUAUUAUGUACGAGACAAAGAUGUUCUGCGUCUCAACGACAUUUAUUUAACCACGACUAACAAGGAUUUCAGGGCCUUUAAGAAGGAGGAGUUGGAAGGCUUUCCAAAGAAAGACGUAGCAACGUACUGGGAGAUGGAAGACUAUCCGAAGACCUGGGGCCACGGCCUGAAGGAGAAUCCUCUGCCCAAAGACGCCCAGAGGAUCAUCCGUGGUCCUGGCCCGAUGAUUGACCCCAGUGUGUUCCGAUCAGCCACCAGAAUUCCUCCACUCCCCAGGCGUCUGCCGCCCGUCCCAAAUCGGGGACUCAAGACACAAUAUCAGGAUGUGUACCAGCAGCCCAAUGAUGUCAAGCGCAAACAGGACCUCUAUUACCAACUGCAGGCCCCCUGGGUGGUGACCCGGGAGGGCUCAACCCCAGAGAUCCUGUCUGUUCCUCACAUGUACAAGACGGAAUAUAUGUCGUACGGGAAUGAGCGGCCCGUGAUCAUGUAAAAGGAAAAUGUAGUGCCUCCUCUUCCAAAAAAAAAAGAAAAUUCAGCCCUGAGUGAUUAGUUCAGAUUUUGCAA
Molecule: messenger RNA, 1348 nt
Organism: Rhincodon typus (whale shark)
Lineage: Eukaryota; Metazoa; Chordata; Chondrichthyes; Orectolobiformes; Rhincodontidae
Exons: 5
Coding region: 276-1274 (332 amino acids)
Source: RefSeq, a predicted model, not a curated record